AUGACUGUGCAAGAUGAAAUAACAUACUUUAAAGACCCGCAGGUGGUGCCGAUGCCGCCCCCAGAUGGCAAUCCAACUCCGGACGAUAAAUUCGUCUAUAUCGGUCGUUGUCAUCGUACGAAACGCGACAUUACAAUAUGCUACCAAACAUUUGGCAACCCACAAGACCCCUGCAUCUUACUAAUCUGCGGGCUUAGCUCGACGUGUUUCAACUUUCCAUUUGAAUUCUGCACGCGGCUGGUGGAUAUUGGUCUGUACGUUGUACGCUUUGACAACCGUGAUUAUGGUCUCUCCACGCAUAUGGACGGCCUUCCCACACUUUCGGAGGCUCGCAUCAUUGCCCCCGCGUGGAUGUCGUUCGGUGAGAAGGAGCCGCCCUACCGUAUUGAGGAGAUGGCGCUCGACGCGCUGAACCUUCUCAGCGCGCUAGGGAUCCCGAAAGCACAUAUACUGGGCACCUCCAUGGGUGGAAUGAUCGCCCAGCGCGUUGCAAUUUACCAACCCGAGCGCGUGUUGAGUUUGACAAUCGUCUUCUCCCACUGUGGCGGUCCCCAUGUGGAGCAUCCAUCCCCUCUUAAUGGUCUACUUCUUUUGUUUGGGAAACCCAAAAGCGAGUCCAUUGAAGAUGUCAUAGACUUUAAGAUGAAAACACUAAGGCUUAACUCCGGUGAUUUCCCAUUGGAUGAGAAUCAAUGCGUUCAGCUCAUCCGUGUUGUGAAUGAAAGGAUGCUUGAUUACCAAGAGGGUGCCAAUCGCCAGUUGUGGGCAAUCAGACGCUCAUCGAGUCGUGAUACAGCUCUUAAAGAGCUGUGCGGCAUCCCGACCUUGAUUAUUCACGGUUUGAAGGAUGGCUUGGUGCCAUAUAAAAAUGGUAUACACCUGGGGGAGUUGAUCAAGGGCUCGAAGGUGGUUCUCUUUCCUGGUAUGGGGCAUUCCUUGCCUAGAGAGAUACUACCUGCUAUCGUGGAAGAGCUGCAGUUGUUAAAACAACGAGCUGAGAUCGCUCCAAGAGCAUAAUGAAGACGAAAUGUAAUAGAAUAAAUAAAAAUCGCUCAGAAAGCGCUCAGGUGCUGCAAAAGAGAAAUCCUCUUGAACCAGCCGGGGUUGCGCAUACACACUCAAAAAUGUAAUUAUUAGCAUAAGCGUUUGCCUCUCACAAACACUCUUUUCGAUUGCUCUGCGAUAAAUUACUGAGCAGACCCUCGUAAAAUAUUGGAGUUUAACUACUAUUGUUCUUUA
Messenger RNA from Phytomonas sp. EM1, 1239 nucleotides. NCBI's taxonomy places the organism in Eukaryota, Euglenozoa, Kinetoplastea, Trypanosomatida, Trypanosomatidae. The record is from the annotation of a GenBank genome assembly.